Messenger RNA from Kuraishia capsulata CBS 1993, 1062 nucleotides. RefSeq lists its product as uncharacterized. Gene Ontology annotation, biological process: rRNA processing. Bases 1 to 1062 code for a protein of 353 amino acids. The record is from RefSeq and is a predicted model, not a curated record. Gene Ontology annotation, cellular component: nucleus. The transcript has 2 exons. Lineage: Eukaryota; Fungi; Ascomycota; Pichiomycetes; Pichiales; Pichiaceae.
AUGGCUAAAAAAAAGACUGAAAAGCAAAAGGAUUUCCAAAAAGCAAAGCUCAGAGUCGGCAAGACCGCUGCUAAACCCUCCAACUACACAGACACAUCGUUCAAGGCAAAAAUCAUCUCACUACCGUCUCAGUCAUUGCUACGACAAUCACAAUCAGUGGACGAUGAUAUACACCGUUAUGUGUCGCUACUGAAGCAUCACUCUUCCACCACACGGAAAGAGGCCCUCAUCCAUCUACAGACCCAUCUUCCAUCCAAUCCCUCGAUAUACAAGGACCUGGUUUCUGGAAUAACCCCGUUGAUUUUGGAUCAAUCCAAGUCCGUUCGUGAAGCUUUACAAAGUCUUUUGAAGGCAAUAUGUCAAUCCCAAAGGGGAAUCAUGGAGCUUCAUCUGGGGUCCAUCUUACUCUUUGUUCACUCAGCAAUGACCCACAUUUCGCCUGAAAUACGAAGAGACAGUACCAAAUUCUUACAAGUUCUUCUUGAAAACUCAUCUGAUGCUCUUGUUAGAGCUGAUUUUGUCAAGAGUCUUAAGUGCUUCUGCCAGCUGCUCAACUGGGCGCUGCUAGACACCAAGAAGUCGAUAUCACUGGCCAUCACUACAGCGUCAACUGGUGGGAUCCGGUCCAAAUUAGAUGAUUCUUCUCGGGCUUCUCAUCUCAAAGUUUUGGCGAAUUUUCUUCACUUUGGCCUUCUUCGCGAGACAGUUACGGGCGACGCCGAUGAGGCUGCGGCUACCUUUCAUCCACUCAUGUCCAGGUAUAUGAUACCCUCGGUUUCGCAGCCUUAUUCCCACCUAAAACUGUUUGAGAGGGACUCAAGUGUGCUGACAAAUGUCAAGAUAGUCUCUGUUGUCGAUAAUACCGACAAAACCUCUCUGAAUUUGGAGGGUAUCACCACAGAGGAUGUCGGUACAAGGCGCAAGGUGUUUUCCGAGAUAUUCGCUCCCAUAAUGAAAAAAGAGCUGGCCAAUUGUUUGAAAGAAGGCGGUGCGGUUGGCAAAGAGGCAAAAAUGAUAAACGAUAUUUUACAGCAAGUCCAAGCGAAGCAGGAGGAAGAAUAA